Scleropages formosus (Asian bonytongue) is the source of this 2505-nucleotide messenger RNA. It is a transcript of the gene qpctla, whose product is annotated as glutaminyl-peptide cyclotransferase-like a. The record is from RefSeq and is a predicted model, not a curated record. Bases 1051 to 2229 code for a protein of 392 amino acids. Gene Ontology annotation, molecular function: zinc ion binding; glutaminyl-peptide cyclotransferase activity. Lineage: Eukaryota; Metazoa; Chordata; Actinopteri; Osteoglossiformes; Osteoglossidae. The transcript has 7 exons.
UGGAUGCUGCCUGUCCCUUUAAGGACGUCAUCUGUCUGAGAAAACGGAAGUUGAUGCCACAUUGGACGCGCGCAGAACCGGAUUUUGGAGGCGAUGUUUCUCCUGUGUCUCUUGACUAGUAAACGUGCUACAUAGACGUAUUGCUACGAGACACUCUUGUAAACCAUCACUACAGUCAGCGGACGCUGAAUGCAGUGAUGUAGUUAGUGUUCGAUAUAUGCCGAACUUCAUAAAUCACAACAGUAACUCUCGGCGGUGUCAUUCUCUGACAUGCAUGGCCAUGAUGGCAUGCAGCACAGGCGGCCAAGGAUGAAUGAUUAUAUUUGGUUUGCUUCUCAGUUAGCUAAUCAUCCAUGCCUGUGUGUCAUAGUUAGUUAAUGUUUCUGUAAAGCUUGGCACGUACUUCCUCCUCGACAGUUUUAACGUCUGGCCUGAAGCGACAUGAGUUGAGUGUGCCUGCACAUUCCGCACGUUUAACGGGCGUGUGUGAAGCCUCGCGCGCACUAAAUUACCCCGCAGAGAGAGUGGUGUAAUUCUUAUUACGCUUUGUUUGUUGUAACUAGCCGGGACGGGAGUUAUGACCGAACUCUGGACUGCUGGUGGUGGGCACUGCACUCAGCUGCACUGUCGUCGAUACGGAUACGCACACGGGUUGUACAAGCGAGUUACGUCCGCGGCUAUUAUGUUAUGUCGAUAAACGAACGUGCUUGUUUGCUAGUACCGGGAGAGUUCGCGUAGCUCCAGGUGGACCGCUUCCCAUACUGGAACGGACGAGCAGGACGAGGAGCUCAGUGCUGUGUGUGUGGCGUCAUAAGAGUGUAUUCACGGGGGACUGGGCGUUUUAACAGAGCCACUGCCGCAGCGCACAAUAACAGUAACGAAACUCCAAAUAUGACGCAAAGUCGGCUCUGCGACACUUUCUCACUGACGACGUGUCUUUUUCGUACGUGAAAAUGCUGGCGGUCGACACCCUCCCUGAGAGGGGCGGCCUCUGAGUCUGACGACGAGCCGCUCGGACGCUCGACGCCCCGUGCAAUUUCACUCAGUAAUAUGUCGAAGAGCGGCCGCAGGUACCGGGUCGGCCCGGCGGGAAACGGCGCCGCACUAGGCCGCUGCGACCACGUGCGGCUGCCGCGCGCCAAGCUCCUGCUGUGCUGUCUGUGCGGCGCGCUCGCGACGGCGCUCAUGCUCGGACUGUACCUGUCCGGAAUGCCCGGCGGGAGCGAGGUGCGCGUGCACGUCCCGGAGCUCGUCAGAGACAAGUUGUCUCACAGGUCCGUCAAGUUCUCCACAGCCCAGGUGAGGAGGUUGGCCUCCCUGGUGGAUAUGGUACGGCUGUGGGAGGCCCACCUACGGCCGAUCCUCAGAGAGAGACUUCCGGGCACAGUGGGAAGCCAGGUGGUCCGCCAGCACAUCUCCUCCCAGUUGAGCGACCUGUCUGCGGGCUGGCAGGUAGAAGUGGAGUCCUUCAGCUCCACCACCCCACAGGGUCCAGUCACCUUCUCCAACAUUUUGGCAGUGCUGGACCCUGCAGCGCCACGACGGCUGCUCCUGGCUUGCCACUAUGACUCCAAGGCUAUCCCACCAGCCCCAGGGGCCCCUCAGAAGCCCUUUAUUGGGGCCAGUGACUCGGCAGUCCCAUGCGCCAUGAUUCUGGAACUGGUCACAGCCCUCAAUAGUCAGCUGAAACUCUUUAAACAGCAGAAACCACCGCUCACUCUCCAGCUGGUGUUUUUUGAUGGCGAGGAGGCCUUCGAAGAGUGGACAGCUAUUGAUUCGCUGUACGGCUCCCGCCACCUGGCCGAACGCAUGUCUCGUACUCCCCACCCACCAGGUUCUGCCCACACCACAGAGUUGCAGGCCUUGGAUCUCUUUGUCCUGCUGGAUCUCAUCGGUGCCCCGGAUCCUCUGUUUGUCAAUCACUUUGACAACACUGCCCGUUGGUUUGACCGACUCAUUGCAGCAGAGAAGAGGCUGCACAAGCUGGGCCUGUUGUCUUCUCAUCCCAGGGAGCAGAGCUAUUUCAGAAAGGAUGUGUACCUUGGGCCAGUACAAGAUGACCACAUACCUUUCCUUCAGAGGGGGGUGCCUGUACUCCACCUCAUUGCCACACCAUUUCCCUCGUUCUGGCACACGCUGGAGGAUGUAGAGGAAAACAUGCAUGCCCCCACAGUGGAGAACCUCACCAAGAUCUUGGCUGUGUUCCUAGCUGAGUACCUUGGGCUGUGAAGGAUCCUUGGCCCAAACCGACACUCACUGCAGCCAUGGCCUAAGCUCAGGUUGUUCCUUGUUGUGUAUAAUCUACCUUACAGGGCUAGGAGUCACCUCAGCCUCAUUCAGUGUGCUUUAUCCUAUGCAGGUUUUCUGGGGAUCCCCAGAUUGAACACCUUUAUGGGGCAUGACGCAUUUGUGUCUUCUGUAACUGGACAAGGAUGUGGCCUGGAUACCUGGAUUAAUACCUGGAUCUUUGCCACACUUCUCUGUCCUCCUAGCAGCAGUAUCCUG